AUGGGAAUACAUGACUCCAGUGUUUCGAACCUCCCGUUGUGUCUCCAUAAAGACACCCACCAUUGGCACUUUGAGGGAGGUGGUCAGUACACAGUUCGGAGUGGGCAUGAAGUUGCUCGUUGGGUUUUGCUCCAGCAAGAUGGGGACGACACCAACGCGAAUGGAGGACCAAUUGUAGUUUUUGAACAUGUUUGGAAGAAGAUUUGGAAAGCCCGGCUACCAACAAAGGUCCGUAUAUUCAUCUGGUGUGCUCUCUUGAAUAUUUUAUCCACCAAGGAUAAUUUGAUUCAUCGCGGUAUCUCUGAAUUGGGAGGCUGCAUUUUUUGUGGGGCUGAUGAAACCGUGGCCCAUGUGCUUCUCCAAUGCCCCAUGGCUAUUGCUUCUUGGUCUUUGUUUCCAACUUGGACACACUUUAAUAUUGAUUCCACAGUGGAGUUCAAGAUGUGGUUCCAAGGAUUUGCUGCGGACCACCCACUUCAUGAGCUAGAGAAAGUCAUGGUGUGCUUGUGGAUGCUGUGGUAUGAGUGCAAUCAAAUGGCCUGGGCAGGACGUCAACGGAGUUCAACAGAAAUUGUUAGUGGAGCAAUGCACUGUUUGCAAGAGUUUCAGGAAGUAAACCCCCCUCCCAAGACCCAUACCUCACGUGCCAGAGCUAAAUGGGGGCAGCCACCGCCUGGAGAUAUUAAAAUAAAUGUGAGGGGAGUGUUUCAUGUUGAAUCCAGUUUUGGUGGGGUUGGUUUGGUGGUGCGUAACUAUACAGGUGCCUUUCUUGCAUGCAAGUUGGUUGUGCUAAAUCGGAUAUCAAAUCCCAUGCAUGCCAAGCUGGUUGCAUUAAGAGAAGGCUUAAUCUAUGCUGCCAAGUGGUCCAAUCUGGAGUGUCGUAUAGAAGGGGUUCUCAAGGUGCUUUGCACUCAGUACAACAGGCCCAAAUUGAUCUGUCCCAUCUUGGUUGCCUAA
This is a messenger RNA of Prunus armeniaca (apricot), 957 nucleotides long. NCBI's taxonomy places the organism in Eukaryota, Viridiplantae, Streptophyta, Magnoliopsida, Rosales, Rosaceae. The record is from the annotation of a GenBank genome assembly.